AUGUUCUUCUCUUUGCUUCCUUCUUCCUCUCCUCCGGCGAGCCCCGGAAUGCCAGUAGAUGCAGAGGUAGCCCCAGGGUCUCGUCCUUCUCCUCCUCCAUCUUCUUUUUCUUCUAAAACGCCUGCUCUACCUCGUGCUUUGUUGGACGUGAGAGGGGAAUGGAAGGCGGAGGGGAGGGACAUCUGCGGCCGCAACCUUGGAAGGCGACUGGUUCUGGCCUCCUCCGCCUCCUUGCUUCUCAACGCUUCCUUCCUCGGAUCCGUGUAUCCGAGAGACUCCGCGACUUCAACUCAGAACGCCAGAGCGGCGGAAGAGAUGGACGACGAGUUCCAGCAGGAUGAAAAUCGAGUGGUUCGCAUUUUCCAGGUAGGUCAUCUUCGUCCCCUGUUUCCACCAAUUCACAAAUCUGUGAAGUUCUUGUGUAGGGAGGCACGUUGAUUGACCGCUGUCUACAGAUAGUGGCAUCGGAUGACGAUUUUGCAGGAGACCUCGCCCUCGGUGGUGUUCAUCAAGGAUUUCCAGUUGGUGAGAGACCCGAAGAAGAGGAGACCUCUUAAUAAUUCUGCAGCCCUAACCUCCGAAUCGCCCGGAGCUGGAGGAGGGGAAGAGGAUGACGAUUGGAUCAACGACGACGACAGCGCAAAUGUUCAAGUCGAAGGAGUGGGCUCGGGUUUCGUGUGGGAUAAAUCCGGCCACAUUGUGAGUAUCUCGUUCACCCUUUCUCCAUUACUUCUAGAGCUAUUGCUCACUAGUUGACCGAUAGCAGAAAUUUCCUCUUGAUGACAUGAACUGCGUGCUACAUAGCAAGAAACUAAGCUUUGAUCUCCUUCAUUCAGCGAUUUUCAGAAAGCUCAUUCGAGCUGUUUUUGCCAGACUUUUCCUCUUUUUGGUUGCUUUUAAGACCAUACGAUCUCUCCUAACUAUCACCUUCCACCAGCGAAAUCAAUUUCCUAUGGUAAAUGAUCACCACUGCGAUGAUUUAGCACAGAAAAAACUAGAUAAAGUUGGGGGGCAAAUGACUUGCGGAUCAGACUCAAGGAAGACAGCUGAGCGUAGAAGGCCUCUUUGUCCUCUGAGAAGAUAGAAAAGAUGGGGUCUAUCUAGUAAUAUGAGCCCCUUUACCCUUGCAUUGACGCCAUUAAUCUUAGGUUGCCAUGGAUGCCUUGUUCAUCCUCCCCCAUUGGUCAGGCGAGCUCAUGGGAAUUCGUCCAGAGCACUAGGAUUAAUGUCAAUGGGGAGCUUGUCUAGUUCCCAUGUCUCUAUACCUAGAAUACUGGUUAUCUAUUUUUUAAGGUCUACAACCUCUCGAUUGUAUGGGUUUUCUUAAAAACUGUUCAUCGGCUGAAUUUAUUUUCUAAACCCUUUACCAGUCACUUACCAUUAAUAUUGUUUAUCAACUUCACUGCCGAUGAGAGUUAGCUUCUUUUUUUUUUCUUUUUUUCUUUUUUUUGCGGUGUUCAAGGGGUGCUUACGCUACUGAUAGUACUCAUCUUUUUCUCUAAGCGAUUGGAAACCCAUGUAACAUGCUCUCACCUUCUGUCCAUCAAUCAGAUCACCAAUUAUCAUGUCAUAGAGAAGCUUGCGACGGAUCAAACAGGCCUCCAACGCUGUAAAGUCAGUAGGUGGAGGGCUUGGAGUUCCUUCCUUCUACUUUCAGUCAUUGUGCUUGUUCCUUAUUUUCCUCCCCGCCCCUUCUCAGAUCUUUCUCCAGGACACAAACGGAAAUACUUUUGCCAAGGAGGGCAAGCUCAUAGGCCUCGACCCUGCUCACGAUCUUGCCGUCCUGAAGGCAACAACAUCUACUGCACUUCAUAUUAUGUUUUUUUCGAAUCAGAGGCGAUGAAUACAGCUGAGGUGAUGUUCUUGCUAUCCAUUAUAUUUUAGGUGAAUGUUGGGGGAGAUAAACUGAGGCCAGUCAUCGUCGGUUCCUCCCGUGAUUUGCGUGUGGGCCAGAGCUGCUUUGCCAUUGGGAACCCUUACGGCUAUGAGAACACUCUCACCAUAGGGGUAGGUUUUUCUGAUGAACCAGUGAAUUGCAGAAGAGCCCCCAAUUCAUAAAUUUGCAAUGUUUAUUAUAUUUAAAAUUUAAAAUAAUAAUAACAAUUUUGCAGUGUCCACCACUAGAAAAUAUCAGGCUAUCAGCGCAAGAAUUUAUAUUCCAUGAUUUUAUUGUUACAUUUCUCUAUUUUCUGUUGUUUUUUUUAUGACAGACAAUAUUGGGUGACAUAUGUAUGAGGCCUGUUGUUGUAAUUCUGCAGGUUGUAAGUGGAUUGGGCCGGGAGAUCCCCUCGCCAAACGGACGGCCCAUUAGAGGGGCCAUACAGACAGAUGCCGCAAUUAAUUCCGGUAAUAUUUUUUGUUUUUACCCCGACAGGUUUUUAUCACAAAUGAUUGUCUCUUUCGAGGAUUUCUGUGCUCUAUCCGCCACCGCAUAAUUUAAUAAUUUAUUUUAAUCGGAAAAUAAAAUUGUGCUGUAUCUAUGACCAAGCAAGACGGGCCGGCCCUAGGACUCACCCAGCCCACCAACAUCCCUAAAUUAUGACCCACAUUAUAUUUCGGAAUUUCAAUACAAAAAACGAAAUUCCUAAAAUAUUUCUCUUCGCGUAAUGUUUUUAUCAUUCUUACAAGUUUCUGACUGUCUGUAACUUCCAAAAAUAGGCAUUUUUUUGGCUACUUGACAACACACUAAUAAUUAGGAAACAAAUCCAAUUGAUAGAACUUUCUCUCUCUAGAGUCUCUGAUGAGCUGAGUGUUCAGGGAACUCCGGUGGGCCCCUCAUCGACUCCCAUGGACGCGUGAUCGGCGUCAACACGGCCACUUUCACUCGCAGAGGUACUUCGCCUUCCUCCUCCCAUAUCCAAAUAAGGAGGCCUUCUCUGUUCGGAAUGAUCUUGAUGCAGUCGCCGGCUGUGUUUGAAUGGAUCUCCCCGGGCGAUCCGACGGGGAACAGCGUGAUCGAUCUCCUUGGCUCCGUUGGUUUUUUCUCGCAGGCUCGGGAAUCUCCUCCGGGGUCAACUUCGCCGUCCCGAUCGACCUCGUGGUGCAGACCGUGCCGUAUUUGAUAGUCAACGGGACAGCCUCUAGCAACAGGUUCUGA
Molecule: messenger RNA, 3097 nt
Organism: Spirodela intermedia
Lineage: Eukaryota; Viridiplantae; Streptophyta; Magnoliopsida; Alismatales; Araceae
Source: the annotation of a GenBank genome assembly